AUGAUUCUUCUUACUUCCUUUCUACACACACAGUGUUGCGCAGAAACAUUUUCUCAACUAAUCAGUGAAUAUACUCACAAUGUACGCAGUUUCCAACGGUUACUCAAGUUCUUACUACGGAUAUACUCCAGCUUAUCCCCCGUUCUUUUAUGCGGUAACAAUCGUGUCGCUCGACGUCAAAUAUCAGGUCCUCUAAGAAACAAUCGUCGUCCAAUUGGAAAUGCGCGUUCCAUGAAGCCACAACGUCGAGAAAACAAUCUGGGCAUCCAGGUAGCCAGACAUGCAAUUCCUCUUAUUUUUCGCGGUGCAAGAGCCGGCUUGCGAUUACUUCAGCAAGGAAACUUUCAAGGACCUGGGAACGGUUUCAGUCCACUGGGUGCUAUUGCUGGUGGUUUAGGAGGGCUAGGUGGAGGCAUGGGAGGUGUACCUCCUAGCAUAGGAGGAAUAGGUACCGGUUUGGGAAAUAUAGGCGCCGGCUUGGGAGACAUAGGCGCGGGCUUGGGAGAUAUAGGUGCUGGUAUCGGAGAUAUCGAUUUUAAUUUUGGUGAUUUCGACAUGGGCUUUUAA
Adineta ricciae is the source of this 567-nucleotide messenger RNA. Lineage: Eukaryota; Metazoa; Rotifera; Eurotatoria; Adinetida; Adinetidae. The record is from the annotation of a GenBank genome assembly.